AUGGAACAGCUCUUUCCAGAAGAGACGAAGAAACAUGACGAGGCAGAACAGAACGCGACUCGUGAGAUACCGCGACUGCCUCUUGAGAAGCCAGCUACAACGAUCAGGCGUCAAAGGAGCUUUUCACCCUUGUCGGGCGAGUCGACCGUCUCUUCCGGAACGGCGCGCGGACGUCACCUUGAGACAAGAUAUCGGCAGCAAGAUGAUCAAGGAGAGCAGCCGACCGUCCUCGUCCUCCGUAAUGCCAGCAAGAAUCUGCUAGAAGAGGACUUCAGAAGAAUCGUGCCGCAAGGCCAGCAUAUGGAAGGAUGGACGCUAGAGCAAGGUGAUAUUCUUAAGAUCGUACCUGGUCGAAAUCUGGCGACGCUUGAGCAGGAGAACUUCUACUACCUGCUCUUCUCAAACAAGCUCAGCGCCUUCACAUACCAAGGUCACGCGACACGAAUAUCACGCAUGGCAGCCUCUCAAACACCCAGCUCGCUAUCUUCACCUCUUGCGCCACCUCCAGGCUACAUGAUCGACGGCAUAGAUGCCCACGCAGCCAUUGAGUCCUUCUCCCUAGUCCCAGCAUUGCAGCAAAUGGAGCUCCGACAACUCCAACCACCUCUCACGCCAAUGAUGGAAACGAUAGUCCGCCAUCAAGGCUACAAAGCACUAGUCCGCCGACCGGACAAGGUGCCCUUCGAAGUCCGUCUUACAAUGGACGGGCCGCAACUCGGCCGCAGCAGCAUCCGCCGGAUCCUCCUUGCCACUGCCGAAGAUCGUGCCCUAGGCUGGUCAGGUGGCGAUGAGAAGCUGCCCAAGAUCCAGGAAUGGACGCCUGCCAAACAAGCCUCGCCACAUGAUCGCCACGGGACACGAGCUCGUGUUAUGGCGGCCGCUCUGGAACGAACCGAGGAGGAGCAGAUGGAGAUUGAUCUUGCGAAGGAGGCGCGGAAGGCGCGAUCGCAAUCAGCUGGUCAGAGUGUGGAUAUUGGGGCCGAGAGUACGAAGCAAUUGGGGAGACGUACACCGGGGUUGGUGUAUGUUGUCGGGUUUCAUACGGAAAUGGCGGCGCAGCAGUUUGUUAGGUUUUGGCAUCGGAGGCCGUUGUCAUGGAAGCAGGAACAUGCUGCCGAGUGGGAGGACGAUCUACCGCCUGUGGCUAAUGCUGAGAUGCUUUGGUAG
Molecule: messenger RNA, 1167 nt
Organism: Recurvomyces mirabilis
Lineage: Eukaryota; Fungi; Ascomycota; Dothideomycetes; Mycosphaerellales; Teratosphaeriaceae
Exons: 1
Coding region: 1-1167 (388 amino acids)
Source: RefSeq, a predicted model, not a curated record